Molecule: messenger RNA, 2182 nt
Organism: Photinus pyralis (common eastern firefly)
Lineage: Eukaryota; Metazoa; Arthropoda; Insecta; Coleoptera; Lampyridae
Product: nose resistant to fluoxetine protein 6-like
Exons: 12
Coding region: 3-1910 (635 amino acids)
Molecular function (GO): acyltransferase activity, transferring groups other than amino-acyl groups
Source: RefSeq, a predicted model, not a curated record
CAAUGCAUACUUCACGUGUUUUUGCUUGCCUAUUACUACAUCUAUAUCUUGUGGAAGCCCUUGUACCAAGAGAAAAACUGGAAGUGUUCGAUUUUUCCCCUCAACUAAGUACACUAACUUUCGAAGGUUUCUCCAAAAAUUGUUCGCAACAGCUAUCUAACUAUGUCACGGAUCUCUUGGAUAUGAAGCGAUGGGCAGUAGAAAUGCAUGACGCGUCCGGAAAGUAUCCAACGGCGAAUGUGGGCGGCAACUCUUUCUCACUGGGAUCUUUUGACCAGUGUAUAAAUAUCGCUGGAGGUCCACCAGAAACUGUAAUCUCCGGCAAAUACUGCCUUGGUAAACUGUUUACGUUUUUGCAACCGAGUAUGGAUCGACCUACCUUUGAGGAUAUCACCAUUGGUAUCUGCAUACCAAGUGCGUGCACGGGCAAAGAAUUUGCAAAGUAUUAUAAGAAGAGCAAAAUGGUAUCCGUAUCGGAGGAUUCUUGUCAAACUAAAAAAACUCAUUUCCAAUUAGACGUUGGAACCAAAAUUGUUUUAACUUUUUUUACUCUCUGGAUUUUAUGGGUAAUAUUCUCCACGAUUUAUGACAUAGUAAUUCAACAUCUGAACAAGGAGCCUUCGCAUUGGUUAUUGGUUUCCUUUUCCUGUUACACAAACGCCAAGAGGCUUUUUGAUAUAACCACAGACGAAACUGAGAUCACCUGUUUACGUGGAAUGCGGGUGUUAACGAUGAUAUGGGUCAUUGUAGCGCAUCACCAUAUGCUUGCUUAUACUUUGCCACAAAGGAAUAACUACAAAGGGGAGUUUUUCGCAACGCAUAUUACACAGGGUAUAGUGGCCACUGGAUCCGAGGCUUCGGUCAAUACUUUCUUUUUGUUGAGCGGAUUGACUUUGUCCUAUGUUUUCAUGAGAAAAACAGGCAAGCUAGAGAAGUUCAAUCUAUUGGCGUUUUACAUUCACAGAUACGUUAGAUUGACACCAACGCUGGGUGUCAUUAUUCUUGUUUAUGUCUUCUUAUUGAAGCAUAUGGGAUCCGGACCCUUGUGGUCCGAAAUCGUUGGACGAGCAUCUGGCGCUUGUGAGAGAAACUGGUGGAAAACCUUGCUGUAUAUUCAAAACUUUGAUCACCCCGAUGGCAUAUGCGUAGGGCAGACGUGGUUCCUUGGGAUGGACACGCAACUUUACCUUCUGUCACCACUGGUGCUAUUACCUUUACUAAAAAAGCCAAAGCUAGCUCUAUAUGCAAUUGGCUGUCUUGCCAUGGGCUGCGUGAUUUUGAGUAUUAUCCCAACGUUGCUCUUUCGUGAACCUGGAUAUUCGCCGAUUAUUAGGCAGAUGCACGAUUGGGCGCCUUAUAACGUGGCUGGUCCGUGGUUGCUUGGAACGAUUUUGGGCUACCUCAUAUACAGUAACAGUAACAGAAAGUCGGACACAAAAAUUAAUAAAAUCUGUGUUGUAGUUUUAUGGACAACUGCCAUUGUUGUGAUACUCGCGUGCAUGUUUUUUCGAUUUCGCAGUAUUGCAUUUAUAGUAAUUGCAAGACGUCUUACACGAACUGCAUGGUCACUUGCUGUUGCGUGGAUAAUUUAUGCCUGCCAGUUUGGAUAUGGGGGGAUAGUAAACAGAUUUUUGUCUAGCAAAAAAUUUAAAUUUUUAUCAAGGAUAUCGUAUAGUGUCUACUUAUCACAUAUUUUGGUUCAAAUCAUCCUAAUCGAAAGCAUGCAGAUGCCACUCGUUUUAACGGAAAGUUAUUUGCUGGAAAUACUAUUGAUUAAUUUUGCCAUUACACUUCCGGUAUCAAUUUUUUUAACAAUAACAUGUGAAUCCCCACUCAUAUUCAUCGAGAAAAUGGUACUAAGCAGUCCUAGGAAUCAAAUGAAAAAUGUUGAUAAGUCAAAAGGUAUUUGAUAGGACCUUGGGAUAACGUUCAUCAUCGUUUCUACACCGAGUAUUGUACAUACAAGGUAUUAGAGGACACAUAUCAACUUUAUUAGGUUCUACCAUUGAAUAAGAAGCACAGGUUUUUGUUCGAUGGUUCUACUAAGAAUAUAAUAAUACCUAUAUUAUAAAAAUGGCUAAGUUAUAAAUUGUAACAAUAUGUGUGUUCGAAAUAAGGUUUAAUAUUGAUAAAUAGUAAUUUAAUUAAAAAGAACAAAUUCAUUAGUAAAUCGAUCCAUUUA